Drosophila eugracilis is the source of this 2643-nucleotide messenger RNA. It is a transcript of the gene Rbf2, whose product is annotated as retinoblastoma family protein. Gene Ontology annotation, cellular component: transcription regulator complex; chromatin; nucleus. Lineage: Eukaryota; Metazoa; Arthropoda; Insecta; Diptera; Drosophilidae. The transcript has a single exon. The record is from RefSeq and is a predicted model, not a curated record. Gene Ontology annotation, biological process: cell differentiation; negative regulation of G1/S transition of mitotic cell cycle; regulation of transcription by RNA polymerase II. Bases 142 to 2472 code for a protein of 776 amino acids. Gene Ontology annotation, molecular function: RNA polymerase II transcription regulatory region sequence-specific DNA binding.
UGAGGUAUGCGGCAAUCGAAAUCGUUCGCGCCUUUCGGAAAUUUGCAUUUUGUACAGUCAAAACAGGAAUAAACGAAAACUGUGACAGAAUAUAAACAAACAAAAGAGAGCACAGAAGUAAAUAUAAACAAUUCUCCAUCAAUGAACAUAAGCGAAGUGGAAGGAGAGGCGGAAACGCUGAUGAGGCGCUUUUACGCCAGUUGUGAGCAGUUGGAGCUGGAUUCACGGAUUCAGCAGAGUGCUCUGGCAACAUACCGACAAAUAGAUGACUCCGGUGGUCUGUCUACCAGUGAUGGAGAUGUCCAAGAGUGGCUAUGUUGUGCAGUCUACAGUGAACUGCAGCGGGAGAAGUUAAGGGAUAUCAGGGAGGAGUCCCAAAGUACCACUAACGAGGCGAAUGAUACGCUGAACAAAAACAGCUGCUGGAACUUGUCACUAACCCGCCUGUUGUGUAGCUUUAAAGUAAAUGUGUCACAAUUUCUACGACGUAUGGAGCACUGGAACUGGCUGGCCCAGAACGAUAAAUCCUUUCAGUUGGAGAUUGAAGAGCUACGUCGCCGACUGGGCAUCACUUUGACCCUAUUGCGACAUUACAACCACAUCUUCCACAGUCUGUUUACUCAGCCCGGAGAGAAAUCCGACACGGAUGCCGUGACCCACUAUCAAAAGCUCUAUGAGUUCGGUUGGCUUCUCUUCCUGGUCAUCCGAAACGAGUCUCCGGGAUUUGCUACUUCGAACCUUGUUAAUGGCUGUCAAGUUCUCGUCUGCAGCAUGGAUCUUCUUUUUGUAAACGCUCUGGAGGUGCCCCAAUCUGAAGUGAUUCGCCGUGAUUUUACUGGCGUCCCCAAGGGGUGGGACAACGAUGACUUCGACCACAGCUUCUUGAACAAAUAUACCGCUGUAGAAGCUCUGGGAACAUUGAUUCCUGAGCUUCCGAUAAAGGGUGUGAAGCAGAUGAAAGAUGCGUUUUUCCACAAGUCCCUGAUGCUUCUGUUUAUGGACCAAAGCCUGGUGGGAGACGACACCCACAUCAGAGAAAUCAUUAAGGGGGGAAUGUUGGAUAUCAAUCUAGCAAAUCUAAACCGCAAGUACACCAACCACAUAGCUGACAUAAGUGAAAUGGACGAACGAGUGCUGCUCUGCUUCGAAGAAGCAAAGUGUCGCAAGAGGGAUUUUCAUUUAAGCCCACUUCCAACCUACUCCUCACCUCAUAAAAAAUUUCUAGACCACGAUUUACCACAAAGCCUUUCACCCUGCUUAGUGAAAGCCUUGCAAAGAGGCGAAGAUGAAAAUCAGGUUGUUAAAUACGUAAAUAAGACCCUGCAUAAAAUGGAUCAAACUUUUAUCGAUGCCGCCAAGGACUACUUGAGUGCAGAAGCGGCUCAAAAACGAAUUUGCUUGGCCAGAGGUCUUUACUAUACAUUUCUACAGAAGAUUUUGGCCCCGGAGCUGGCUCUAAAACCAAAACUAAAGAUUAGUCAGUUACUAAAGCAGCGCACAUUAACCGCCACACUCUUAGCCUGCUGUUUGGAACUGUCUCUUCACAUUUACGACGAACAAGAAGAUGGCUUUAGGUUUCCCUUUAUCCUAGACUGUUACUCUUUGGACGCCUACGAAUUUCAAAAGAUCCUGGAGCUGAUGGUGCGCCACGAUCAGGGCUUUCUGGGUAGAGAGCUGAUUAAACACCUUCAUGUGGUCGAAGAGAAGUGCCUGGGAUCGUUGAUUUUCCGCAAAAGCUCACAAUUUUGGUGGGAUUUGGGGCACGACAUGCCCGUUUACCAAGCUGUCCAGUCUGAAGUGGAAGGUAAGGAGAACAAUUCAACAGGAGCAGGCAUCUGCCUGCGAAAGUUCUACGGGCUGGCCAACCGGCGACUGCUGCUCCUCUGUCAGAGCCUUUGCCUUGUUGAUUCCUUUCCGCAUAUCUGGCACCUGGCAGAGUACUCCUUUACUUUGGAGGGUGGCCGGCUGCUUCGUAAUCGUCAUCUAGAUCAACUCCUACUGUGUGCCAUUCAUAUGCAUGUCCGACUUGAGAAGCUUCACCUAACCUUUAGUAUGAUUAUCCAGCAUUAUCGCCGCCAGCCGUACGCUCAUAGAGACGUGUAUCGAGAAGUCAAUUUGGGCGUGGGUCAAACCGCUGAUAUCAUCCGUUUCUACAAUACUGUGUAUGUCAAGAGCAUGGCUAGCUAUGGUCGUCAACUGGAUUGUGAACAAUCCCGAAAGUCACUGCAACAAUCCAACGGGACUAUAGGGGUUCUGAUGGAUAUACCUCUCAACAAGAGGAGCAUGCGAGAGAACAUAAGCAUAUCUUCGCCACCACCGCCCAAGGUGUGCCAAGGUGGACCCUGCUCCAGUCUUCCUCCAUCCCCUCUGCCCAAGCAAAGCUCACCCAACAUAAAGCGUGCUGCCUCCAGCAGCGAACUGAGAGCAAUCAAGAGACCUAAUAUUCUAAGACGGCGUACUUGCUUUCAGUGAUCUUAAAGAGAUAUUGCAUUAAUUACUUGGCUGCAUUUUACGCAGCUACCCUAUAAUAUACGUUAAGAUUUCCUAAGCUGCUGAAAACUCUUUGUAAAUUAUCAGACUGCUCAAUUAAACUUCGACCGCAAAGAAAUCUAAGUUUAAGAAUCAAUUUUUGAUUUUUAACAA